UUUUCAUAGAAUAUUUCGAAAUUGGGAAUCCAGCACGUUAAUUCCGCAUUUUCUGCAAUGUAGGCGACAAUAAGGGCACCAUAUAACACGCAAAGGACUAUAAUACCUCUUGUCACAGCUUGGUACUUCGACCGCGGGCCACAAAAAUUAACCCACAAUAUUCCACUCGGCAACGUCAGGGCUUUCAUUGAUUUCUUGUGUACUACGACGGCAGACACGUCGAGGUGCCCGUGAGAACAGUGUCAGGAGAGCGAGGUACAAUUCCAUCUUUGCAGAGCUGCGCUGGAGGACUUGGUGGUUGUGCAGAGAGGUUUUUUGCGUGUAUGAUGGGCGCAACGGCUGGUUGGCCACAAGAUAGUCCCCCUAACGAUUCACACUCUUCCGGCCCAGCGACCGCAGUGGGAAGCGUCCCAAUAAGCCUCGAUCAGUAGUGGCCCACUGGAGCGGCCCACUAAAGCGGCCCUCAGUUGCGGCCCACUGACCCGACUAACCUCCGCUCUCCUCACCCGCGCCGCAUGCAACAAUGGCGACAGAUGCGCAGCGGCGGCAGUUAUGUCCGCGGCUGCUGGACUACAUGGUGGUGGUCGGGGCGCGCACUCCCGGCAGGGCCGCCCCCGUGCAGCCCCCUGAAUUGCUCCGGAGGUAUCCCCCAGACGACCACAAGGACUUCCCCUUGCCACUGGACGUGAUAUACUUCUGCCAACCUGAAGGAUGCAUUUCUGUCGGACCCAGGAAAACGUCCUUGAGGGAGGCUUCGUCUUUCGUCUUCACCCUCACCGACAAGGACUCUGGCAAGACGCGUUAUGGCAUCUGCGUCAACUUCUAUCGCGCUGUAGAGAGAGGGUCAACCAGUGGUCCGACUACGACUCGAGGUCGGGAUCGCGGGUCAUCCUUCAAGCGGGAGUCUUGGAGGACCAGCUUAGACAAGAGCUCGGACUCUGCGUUUUCAAGUGACCAGCGGUCCACCCUGGCCCCCAGCGACAGCGAGAGGGAGUGCCCGCCCUCGCGCCGGGACUCCUCCUCGACGUCGCCCGCCUCUCGCCUGGGGGUGAAUGUGCCCGCCAACGACUCAGACACCGGGGGGUCGCACUCCCCCUCGCCCCGCGCCGCCAGGAAGAGACAGCGUGUCCGAAAUCACUCUCUGACAUCACUGUGCAUAAUAUCCCACCACCCAUUCUUCAGUGCAUUCAGAGAGUGUCUAUUUCUCCUGCGCCGCAUGAUAGAUGCUUGCAAUGAAAAUGCAUCUCCGAGAAGAGUUGGAGCUUCACGCCAAAAUAACAGGGACACAGUGUGGAGUGUUAUGACAGGUCGACCACAUGAAGGGGUUUCUAGUGUUGUUAUGCAUGAUGUUAGGGAGAUUGAGACAUGGAUCCUGCGAUUGUUAUCUGCUCCAGUUUGUGUACCAGGAAAAACCAGAGUUGAACUGGAAUUAUUGUCAAGAGACUUCCAACCACCCUUAACCUUUGCAUUGCCUGACCACACUAGGUUCUCCCUGAUAGAUUUUCCACUCCAUUUGCCUUUGGAACUGUUGGGUGUUGACUCUUGCAUCACUGUACUUGAACUCAUUAUGCUUGAACAGAAGUUGGUGUUACAGUCACGUGACAACAAUGCAUUGUCCAUGUCGGUGCUAGCCUUUGUAGCCAUGAUCUAUCCACUGGAAUACAUGUUCCCUAUCAUUCCACUUCUGCCAACUUGUAUGAGCUGCUCAGAACAACUUCUCCUAGCACCCACUCCCUUCAUUAUUGGCAUCCCAGCCUCUUUUCUCCUAUACAAAAAGCAUUUUAGCUUGCCAGAUGAUGUAUGGUUGAUUGACUUAGAUGCCAAUAAAAUAACAGCACCACCACAGUGUGAUGACAUUCCUCCUCUGCCAGAACCUGAGUGUACCAUACUGAAGAACCACCUUAAGCAAGCCUUAGCAAGCAUGUCACCUCAGCCACCUCCUCGCAGCCUUGAGGACAUGCAUAAAGACAAGGGGCAUCAUCAUCAUCAUUCCCAGAGUGGGAACUACAAUCUCUUUAUCUAUGGUAAUGAUGUGGAUUCAGUGGACAUUGCAACGCGUGUUGCUAUGGUUCGUUUUUUCAACUCGCAGAAUAUCCUAGCCAAUUUCACAGAACACACACGAACACUUCGUCUAUACCCACGUCCAGUGGUGGCUUUUCAGAUAAACUCUUUCCUAAGGUCAAGACCACGAGCAACACCCUUCCUAAAUCUGUUUGCUCGUACACAGGCAGUGGAAUUUCUCGCAGAAUGGGCUCUUACCCCAUCUAAUAUGGCCUUUCUAAGAGUAAACACAGGCGUAUGUGACCCAGCACUCAUUGGUGAUAAAAGUAAAUGGUAUGCCCAUACUCUGGAGCCAAUGACUUUCAAGGUUUGGCAGGAAGGUAGCUCUCUUGGUACGACACUCAGAGCAGGCACACAGAUUGAAAAUCCACCUACAGAUGAGAGUGGAAGUGAUUCUGAAGGGGGUGAGAGCACCAGUAGUUCAUAUUCAUCACUUAGUGACUUUGUAUCAGAGAUGCAAGUGUCAGAUCUGUCUCCAGGUUGUGGAGCAGCAACAGAAAAGGAAAAGGCCACAUUGUCUUCAGGACUGGACCCAAGAUCAGUGUUCAAUCCACCUUUCUGUCUCCAGUUACCAGGUGCAGCUUCUUCAGAUUCAGCACUGAGCCACCCGGGAUCCAUGUCUACAUCCUCUUCACGGUCAUCAUUAUCCUCUGCUGACCAGAGAGAUGAUGACGAUGAUGAAGAGACUGGUGAGGGUGUGAUGAAACUGGAAGAUGCUGAUAAACUCAUUGCAGCUACACCAACGCUACAUCCCCUUCCUCUGCGGACAGAGGCACUGGAGAAAAAUGAUGAAGUAUUCACCCCAGAAAGCGACUCGGCAACCACCACCCCAAAGACAGUUGUGAGCAACAACCAGUCUCCACUCCCUCAUGUAAGCCCCACGCCUUCCGUCAGUAGUGAUGCUUCCAUAGCAACCUCCUCCUCAGAGCGCGACAGGCCCACCACUCCAAGACCUAGGACAUUUUCCAAGGGGGCUAGCCCAACACCCCAGAAGCAGAGUUCCUUCAGCAGCAUGCUGGCUCGUGCAUCUAGUCUUGGUUCAGGGAGUUCAGGUGGAGGACCCACUAGACAAGGGUCACAGAACUCAUUGUUGGAUCAAUUUACUUCUUCAGCCAAGGAACUGAUCAAAGAGAGGCAGAGCUCACAGGAGGGAUCAUUUCUUUCACAAGUAGACAAGUUAACGGAACAGUUCCGUACUCAAGUUACGGAAAGACUGGAAGUUGUGAAGCAGAGUAGUGGAGAGGAAGGAUCUCUGUUCAACCAGAUGGAUAAGUCCACCAAUGAAGCAAGUGGCCAACCCCAGAAGGAGAGACAGGAAGAGGCUCCAUCCUUCUCAAGUUUGGCUGACCAGCUGACUGUGCAGGCCAAACGAGCAGCUGAAGAAGCCUCGAAAUCAGUGUCAGUUGCAAGCAAGCAAGCUAUUGAGGCCAGUAAACAAGCACAACAGGCCAGCAAAUCAACCCUAGAUGACAUAUCCUUCAUGGGGAAACAUACCUUUGGUGAUAUUACCAAAACAGCCAGAGAGGCUGCAAAGGGUAGUUUUUUCAAUAAAGUGAGCUUAAAGGCUCUUGAACUUCGGGAAUCUUCCAUUGAAGGGAAAAUUUCUGGAAUUAGCACAGCAGUUGGUAGUGGUACACAUGGUGCUGUGUCUGGAGGGGUAACAGGAGGAACUAGUACACUUGGACCUGGUGUAAGAGCACCACCUGCAGCAGGCAAUCCACCUCCUGUUCCUCACAGAACACCACCUGGAACAGUGCCUUCAGCAUCUCCACCUGUGCAUCCCAGGGGGCAACCACCUGUGCCUCCUCCAAGGUCACCUAAGCCAUCACUUCAAAGUCAAGCAGCUAUUCAGGCUCCAUUUCCACCACAGCCUCAAACUAGCCCUGCUCAUGCACAGCCCCCUAGUAGGAAUGGUGCAUCUCCUGGGCGACUGUCUGUUGUCAGCAGUUCAGGAGGGAGCAGUAUAGGUGGUCUAGAUGUAACUAGUACUGGAAGCAUCAGUGGUAGUAGUGGACUAAGCAGCAGUGGAGGAGGAAUUAGUACACGGCGGCAAAGCAGUGCCAGUAGCACAGGCGCUCGUUCUCCUACGAUGACCUCCUCCUCUUCACGAGAUUUUCUCACAAAUGUUAGCUCGGAGCUCAAUGAUUUUGCACAGCAGACUUCCAGUUUAUUUAGUGAUAUUUUUGUAGAAAAUGGCCAUGGCAGUUCACCCAAGGCAGAAGUACAGCCAGCUAGAAGACUAAGCCGUUCUCUAGUCCGUUCAAGAGGGCCAGGGAGUCGCAGCGUCAGUCCCUCCAACCUUGGUGUGGCAUCCUCCAGGACCAGGGAGAGGGCGCAGCCUUUUGGACCCUUCCCUAAAGGACGAAAGGGUCUCGUAGAGAAGUCGUCUCUUAUUCGGCACUCUGUAUCUGCUCAGCGAAGAGCUGAACUCAAUAAGAUAGCAUCUAUAGAACAAAGAACAACUUCUGCUUCUGAAAACCAAGCUUUCUUGAAAGAUGUAUUAACACAGGUGAUAGAAGGUGAAGGCAUUGGCUGGCUGAAGUUAAAUCGUGUUCGUAAAUUAAUGGAAGAUGAAAGUUACAGAAUGCUUGUUGUCUCUGGCCUAAACCGCACACUUGAGAGGAAAAUUGGUCCAGAUGAUCAUAUUGAUGAUGUUUGCAUUAAAAAACCUGUUUGGAAAGGUAUGUUGAAACUUAUAAAUGCUGUAGUUGCUGGCUUGGAAGUAACUUACAACAGCUUCAGUGGUGGAGGGACCUCAUCUGCUCUUCAAGCAUUAGAAAUAUCUCACACCCACUACUGGAGCCGUGAUCUCUCUGACCCUCAUGUCCUGGACAUGUCCGGGGGCUCUUCUGCUCUCUCUCAGUCUUCCAGUCCUUUGGGCAGCCUUGAGAAUCUUCGAUCUCCCGGAAGUCCCAGAGGGUCACCACUUCCUCCUCACUCUCCACAGCCACCUUUUGAUGGGUCAGAUUGCUCUAGGAAAUCUUCUCAGUCUGACAGUGCAUUUUUGUCAUCAGGCCCUCGAGUGGUACAUGAUCCACUACGCUCACCUGACACAGAGGGAACUGACACAGCCACACCAGAUGUUCUGCGAGAUCUUCUUGUUCAAAAGAGACAUGUUUUAUUGUCAAAACUUCAGUCACAGGAAUCCGAGACAGGGGACACUCUGCAAGGGUCUGAAGGCCCACCCUCUUGUGGUGCUAGUGACACAGGCUCCAUUAUCACCAACCCUGCCUUCCAGAGACAGCGACCAUCUCACCAGUCAUUCCGAUCUACAGUCUCUGAUUCAGAGAUUGAACAAGGGAAUUUUCACAGAGGAUCUAAGAGAACAUCAAGUAUGUGGUCCAGCAAGUCCUCCCUGUCAACUGGGUUUAGAUAUCAUGCUGGUAACAUGAUUCCAACCUCUACUACUCCUUCACCGGACUCAGGCAGAACAUACCUCUUUGAAGGUCUAAUUGGUAAGGAAAGAUCACCUCUAUGGGACCAGAUGCAGUUUUGGGAAGAUUGUUUCCUUGAUGCUGUGGCUCAGGAGAGAGAUAUGGUUGGAAUGGAUCAAGGACCCAGUGAGAUGAUGGAGAGAUAUAAUAGUUUGAGUGAGAGUGAACGAAAACGCCUUGAACAUGAAGAAGAUCGUUUACUAUCAACAAUGUUGUAUAAUUUAGUAGCUUUUAUGGUGAUGGUGAAUGUGCGUAAAGAAGACAUCAAGAGAAAAGUUCGAAGAUUACUUGGGAAAUCCCAUAUUGGUCUUGUCUAUAGCCAGGAAGUCAAUGAACUUCUUGAUCAAAUAAACAAUCUGCAUGGAAAUGACAUUGACCUGAAACCUCUGGGAUCCCGACAAAUGCAUCGUCAAAGUUUCACUGUUCAUGCUGGCACUGAUGCAUCUGGUGACCUCUUAUUUUUGGAAGUGAGAGAUGAUGGUCUGAUUCUUCGGUCAGUGGGUGGUGUCAUAGUCGAGAGAUGGUGGUUUGAAAGGCUAGUCAAUAUGACUUAUUCUCCCAAGAAUAAGGUCCUUUGCCUGUGGCGACGCAACGGUGGUCAAACACAGCUACAUAAGUACUACACAAAGAAGUGUAAAGACCUCUACUACUGUAUAAAGGAGGCAAUGGAACGAGCGGCUGCAAGAGGUGUAGGGGCCCUGCCAGGUGUAGAGCUUGGAGGAGAGUUCCCUGUCCAAGACAUGAAGACGGGUGAAGGGGGCCUCCUGCAAGUGUGCAUGGAGGGCGUUGGGCUUCUUUUCGCCACCAGCAAGUUCUUUGUUCGGUUGGACCACAUCAGGAAGUGCUUCACUCAGAAGGGAGGAAUAUUUGUUUUGGAGGAAUAUAAUCCUAAAACACGUCAUGUUAUUCAGCGGAAAUAUAAAUCAGCAAUGGCUGAUCAGAUAUGCUAUGCUGUGCUUUGUGUGUUCUCAUAUGUGGCUGCAGGAAGUGAGCAGAAGAAAAUGGAGGUGGCUGCUGCUGCUGCAGCUGCAGCAGCUCAAAGGAAAUAGUAAAAUCUGCAGAUGACCUGAAAUGAUAUGACACUUUUAAGAUUAUGAAAUAUCUUUAUUCACUCAGACUUUAAUGAGAACUCAACUACAACUGAUACAUUAUAAUUUUUUUCUUCUUCUUUUUCUUUUUCUUUGAGGACAUAUAUUCAGACUUCAUUAAGUUUGUUUGUAUGUCCAGCACUAUUUCAUAAUAUUAAGGUAUUAUGAGAUAGUAUUACCUAACUAAAUGAAGACAGAAGCUUUAAAGUAACUUCCUUCAAAUUAUGUAUUCUAGCAUUUAUCAAUCUGGUGUUAUUUUAUCUCACUCUUUCCCACCAAGUCUUGAUUUUCAUUUAUGAUUUUUUUAAUGACUUGGGGUAGAAAAAAUAUUUUCAUAGACACUGGUAUUAUACUGGUGCUUAAAGUAGUAGCUAUUAUAUUGUAGAAUACUUAAUAAUUUUUACAAUAUAUAUGUUUUAAUGUUUAGGAAAUUAUGU
Molecule: messenger RNA, 7020 nt
Organism: Penaeus indicus
Lineage: Eukaryota; Metazoa; Arthropoda; Malacostraca; Decapoda; Penaeidae
Gene: Rab3-GEF
Product: MAP kinase-activating death domain protein-like
Exons: 42
Coding region: 524-6544 (2006 amino acids)
Biological process (GO): regulation of apoptotic process; regulation of Rab protein signal transduction
Cellular component (GO): cytosol
Molecular function (GO): guanyl-nucleotide exchange factor activity
Source: RefSeq, a predicted model, not a curated record